GCCAAGCCAACAACGAAAACUUAAUUUCAGAUAUAAUUGCCUUCUUUCUCCUCUGUAUGUAUCUACCUCUAUAACCACUUAUAAGUUAUAACUACAGAGUUACGUCGUCUUCUUCUUAAACCCAGACAUGAUCUCCAACAGAGACCAGAGAUCCCCUGUCUGCCACGUGGUGGCCAUGCCGUAUCCCGGUCGGGGCCACAUCAACCCGAUGAUGACCCUCUGCAAGCUACUGACUUCACAAAAGACUGACAUCCUCAUCACCUUCGUCGUCACGAAGGAGUGGUUCGGUUUCAUCGGAUCCGAAGUCACCCAGGACAACAUCCGACUCGCCACGAUUCCCAACGUUGUCCCGUCGGAGCUGGUCCGCGCUGCCGACAUGUACAGCUUCAUCGAAGCGAUCAUGACCAAGAUGGAGGCCCCAUUCGAGCGGCUCAUGGAUCGCCUCGAGCCUCCGCCGAGCCUGAUCGUGGCCGACACUUUCCUGCCUUGGGCAGUCCGUGUCGGGAACCGGAGGAGUAUUCCGGCGGCGUCGUUUUGGCCGAUGCCGGCAUCCUUUUUCUCCGUCUUCCAACAUUUUCAUCUUUUAGCAGAAAACGGGCACUUCCCGGUUGACUUGUUAGAGAGGGGCAAUGAUCGUGUGGAUUACAUCCCAGGAGUUUCUUCAACACGACUGGCAGACCUGCCUCAUUUCAUUAGUGGAAUCUCCCCAAACAUUCUCCACCACAUCCAUGAAGAUUUCUCAUGGGUGCCUAAAGGACAAUAUCUCUUAUUCCCCUCCAUCUAUGAGCUUGAACCCCAAGUCAUCGACGUUUUAAGAUCAAUAUUCUCACUACCCAUUUACACAAUUGGUCCAUUAAUACCCAACAUCAAAUCUAAUUACCACCCGAGUGCUGGCAUCGACUAUCCACAAUGGCUAGAUUCUCAACCUUGCAGCUCUGUUCUGUACAUCUCCAUGGGAAGUUUUCUUUCAUUUUCAGGUGCCCAAAUGGAUGAGAUUGCAGGCGGUUUGCGCUUGAGUAGGGUUCGGUUCAUAUGGGUGGCCCAUGGGGAAACGGACAGGUUAAAAGAUGCUUGUGGCGACAUGGGUUUGGUAGUGCCCUGGUGUGAACAAUUGAGGGUUUUGUGCCAUUCUAGUGUUGGUGGGUUUUUGACACAUUGUGGUUGGAACUCAGUUAGGGAAGGUGUUUUUGCUGGUGUCCCGUUUCUGACGUUUCCGUUACGUAUGGAUCAAGGCAUGGUUAGUAAGAUGAUUGUGGAGGAUUGGAAAGUUGGGUGGAGGUUGAGGAAGGCUGAGGACAAAAUGGACCAUUUGGUAACAAGCGAGGAGAUUGCUGGGCUGGCGCAGAAGUUCAUGGACUUGGAGGACGAUGAAGGGAGAGAAAUGAGAAGAAGGGCCAGAGAACUUAAACAGAUAUGUCAUGGUGCUAUUGAAGAAGGCGGAUCAUCUCAAACGAACAUCAAUGCCUUCGUUGGAGACAUUUUUCAAGGCCAUGCAUAAGCAUUGAGCACACUGAAUCUUGUUGUUGCUGGCUCUCAAAAGACGGUGCAAAGCUUGUAGUGAUUUGUCUUGUGCGUCAAUGAAAAUACAAAGUGUCGGUGCAAGGGGUUGUACUUCAAGUGCAUUCUCAGCUAUGUGGAAUGUUUGCAUCUAGUUUUGCCAACCGACUCCACUCAGUGAGAUAAGACUUUGUUGUUGUUGUUGUUGUUUGUAUCUGGUUUUGCACUUUUGGUUUUAUUUAAGGGGCUGCUAUCGGCACUCUAAAAUACUUAAUUGUGUUUCAUAUGAGGGUGUUUCCAGUUUGGUUGGGACCCUAGUUUGUACCAAACCUGGG
This is a messenger RNA of Pyrus x bretschneideri (Chinese white pear), 1832 nucleotides long. Its product is annotated as UDP-glycosyltransferase 87A1-like. Gene Ontology annotation, molecular function: UDP-glycosyltransferase activity. The transcript has 2 exons. The coding region runs from base 128 to 1498 and encodes 456 amino acids. The record is from RefSeq and is a predicted model, not a curated record. Lineage: Eukaryota; Viridiplantae; Streptophyta; Magnoliopsida; Rosales; Rosaceae.